This is a messenger RNA of Gaeumannomyces tritici R3-111a-1, 1882 nucleotides long. RefSeq lists its product as hypothetical. Gene Ontology annotation, molecular function: GTP binding; ATP hydrolysis activity. The record is from RefSeq and is a predicted model, not a curated record. The transcript has 4 exons. Gene Ontology annotation, cellular component: cytoplasm. Bases 165 to 1418 code for a protein of 417 amino acids. Lineage: Eukaryota; Fungi; Ascomycota; Sordariomycetes; Magnaporthales; Magnaporthaceae.
AACCAGGAGGGGCACAGCACUCGAGAUUUUGCGAUCGCGAACCUCUUCGGCUUCCUUGGCUGGGCACCCUCGCCAGACAUGGACCAGAAUUACCCGUGCUCGCAGCAGCUGACCCUCGAAUUUCUGCGCGCAUAUGGGAGAGCGGACUCGAUCGAUUGCCCAGAAUGCCUCGCGACCCCUUGAUUGGCCUGGUUGGCAAGCCCAGCGCGGGCAAGUCAAGCACACUCAACUCUCUUACAGACGCAACCUCCAAAGUCGGAAACUUCCCCUUCACAACUAUCGAUCCUCAAAGAGCGAUCGGCUACCUUCAGAUCGACUGCGCUUGCGCCAGGCAUGGCGUCCAGGAGCGUUGCAAGCCUAAUCACGGCUCGUGCGUCGACGGCCGGCGGUCGGUACCUAUCGAGCUCCUCGACGUCGCUGGGCUCGUCCCUGGGGCUCACCAAGGAAAAGGGUUGGGCAACAAGUUCCUCGACGAUCUACGGCACGCUGAUGCGCUGAUACACGUGGUGGACGCGUCGGGGACAACAGACGCUGAAGGAAAGAACACGCGUGGCUACGAUCCUUCGGUCGACAUUGCCUGGUUGCGCUCUGAGGUGGUUGCUUGGAUCAGAGGAAACCUGAUGGAGAAAUGGGGCAGCAUCCGCCGCCGCCAUGUCGCGGCCAAACACACGGCCGUCGAGACUCUGCAGGCGCAGUUUAGCGGUUACGGCAGUACGGCGCGCGUAGUGGCGCGCACCCUAGACCGUCUGGCGCUCAAGGAGCCGCUCGAAAGCUGGGAUGAGGCCACGAUCGACCGUGUGGUCAACGCAUUUACCGACGAAAAGUUCCCGACGGUGAUCGCACUGAACAAGAUCGACCACCCUGAUUCGGACAAGAACGUGGCCAAGAUCGCAAAGAUGCAGGACCCCAACCGCAUCAUUCUAUGCUCGGCCGUGUCGGAGAUAUUCCUGCGCAAGAUGACUAAACAGGGCUACAUCCGCUACACUGAGGGCAGCGAAUUUGUCGACACAAGGGAGGAUCUGAUCGAGGCCGGUGACCCCGAAGGCGGCGGGCUCAAGGAGCUCGAUGACAAGAACCGGAACCGAAUAGAGAACCUUCGAGAUAUGGUCCUGUACCGGUUCGGUUCGACGGGCGUUGUGCAGGUGCUGUCCAAGGCCGCCGAAGUGCUCGGCCUUGUGCCCGUGUAUCCGGUACGGAACACAACCACAUUCGGGUCGGGUGCUUCCGAGUCCAAGUUUGUCUUUCGGGACUGCGUUCUGGUCAAGAAGAACUCUACGGUUGGCGAGGUCGCAAGGAAAUGCGUCGGCGACGCACCCGUGGCCUACAUUGAAGGUGUUGGGGGCAUGAGGGUAUCUGAGGACGAUUUGAUUGCGGUUGGUAAGAAUGAUAUCCUUUCUUUCAAGAUGGGGCGCGGAUGAGUGGGCUGGAAUCGAUAUUGUGCAGAGUGUGCCAGGCGAUGAUAAGACGUGAAGAGAAUAGUUAUCCCAGUGAAAGGUCUCCUGGCAUAUUGCAGGGAGAGCAUAUGCAUCGCACGUGGAGCAACAGCCUUUUCAAUGUCACGUCUGGUCCUCAGGCAAUCUCAGAUCGGUCAGGUCAUAAUUUCUCAAGUGGUCCUCUAAUCCUUGGCUCUGAUUCAGCUACACUACACUCGAUAGAGGCUAGCUAAUAGAUUUGAAGGGAUGAGCGCGGAUAGCGUGGUGGGCGGUUGGGAAAACAUGGCGGCUGGAGGCGUGGGCGGAAUGAUGUCAUCUUAGCGACAGAUGAGCGCUAGCAACCGACUCGACAAUUAUUCGUUGACCCAAUUGAGGGAGGUUCCCGCAGGGCCACAGUCCGCAGCUGGUCAAACUGAUAGGUCAACAAAGCGCGUCAGGAUCCGAGCGGC